CUAAUACGACCAUUGAAGACCGGGAAAACCCCUAAAUCCGUGACGAUGAGAAUCGCCAGAUUCGCUCUUCGUUCCCUGGAUGACGUAGUUUCCCACAGAUCGUGUCGUCCAAUCGUCGCUAGAGCCCUCUCGGCCAACGCAGGUGAGGCUCAAAAUCCAGGACCCUUCGAGUCGACGGAUGACUUUGAGAGGCGAAUCUUUGGAGGAAAUGCCGGCAACGACGACAAAACGAAUGCUUUCUUCCAGCACCUGGGUCGGGCGGAGAAAGAGGUGCGCGAUUGGCGGGGCGGGAGGUUUGGAGGGUCCGGUUUCUCCGGCGGAGGUUCCAACAAUGACGACAUCGGUGACGGCUUCGACCCUUUAUCCGAUGGUAUCGAUGGUAAAUUAAAGAAAGCAGCAGCUUUUUUUGAGUUCGACCAGGAUGAAAGACCGCAAGAUGGUUACUCGUUCAGACCUAACGCUCCUAGUUGGGGCGAUACUUACACUCGCAGGGAUUUGGAUCUUAGGAAGGCGGGGACACCAAGAGGUAGGCCGGGACUGUUUGAAGUGACCAGCGAGGAAGUUCUGAAAAAAGCUGAUUUCCGGAAUGUAAGGUUUCUUGCGAGAUUCUUAACCGAAGCUGGGAUUAUAAUCAAAAGGAAGCAGACUGGCAUUAGCGCAAAGGCUCAGAGAAAGAUUGCGAGAGAGAUAAAAACGGCUAGGGCUUUUGGGCUGAUGCCUUUCACAACCAUGGGGACGAAAGCGUUUGUUUUCGGGAAAACCAUGGAGGCCAAGGACGAAGAUUUUUCGUACGAAAUGAUGGAAGAUGACGAAGAUGAUAUGGAUUCGGUUUGAAUGUACAAGUUCCGACAGGAUUGGAGCUCCCUUUUCCAUCCUUAGUCAAAUGGGGUUUGUUGUUUUGGAAUAAUGUGGGUAAGCUUACCAUUGCCAAGGAUACGAGAAGACUGUCUUUGAAUUGCUGCUGUUUUGACUAAGUCUGGCUUUGUAUCUGCAGAUCUAUGGCAAGUGAUUCGACAUUGUUAUUUUGAUCUUGAGACUACUACUUGUCAGGUUA
Tarenaya hassleriana is the source of this 1054-nucleotide messenger RNA. RefSeq lists its product as uncharacterized. The transcript has 5 exons. Gene Ontology annotation, molecular function: small ribosomal subunit rRNA binding; structural constituent of ribosome. The coding region runs from base 46 to 834 and encodes 262 amino acids. Lineage: Eukaryota; Viridiplantae; Streptophyta; Magnoliopsida; Brassicales; Cleomaceae. The record is from RefSeq and is a predicted model, not a curated record. Gene Ontology annotation, biological process: translation. Gene Ontology annotation, cellular component: mitochondrial small ribosomal subunit; ribosome.